AUGGAGCCUUCUCCCCUCACUCAGCAAGCUCGACCUGAGGUCUUCCAGCAAAAGAUAGUGGAGCUCUACGAGGCACUAUUCAAGGAUGAAGACGAUCACGAAAAGUCCGAAGGCUUCUGGAGGGAGUUCUUCCUGUUACGACCAGACAAGGCCACCUUACAGCAAAUUUUGGAUGGGUCGGGUCCAGACGACCUCCUGCAUCUACAGGCGCAGACACGGCAGCUAUUUCUGAGGGCAGUAGGUUGUAUUAAAGCAGGAAGCGCUCCGGCAGAUGCCCAUGCUCUUGAUACCGUCACAGCCUUUUUGGCCUCGGUGUUACCAAAGAAAUACACCAAUCCGAGUUCCGACAUAAUAAAUGUUCUUGCAGGGCUAGACGAGGUCGAUGCUGUCUUCACGGACUUUGUUGCUGCGCUGGACGUAACUAUAAAGACUGGGCGAACGCCAGUGGACAUUCGACAAAAAGCUAUCGAGGUAGCAUUAGCUGUUGUCUCCGGCGCAUACCAAACAAGUCUUCUUUCAUAUUUCACACACCGCGACCUCUUCCCUUCUCUCAUGAAAUUUAUACAAGAUUCAGAUACCACCUCGCGAGCGUUCGAGCCAUUUACCCUUCUUGGUCUUUUAGCAAAUUACAACAAAUUCGAAUUCCAAAAUCCCUACAGAUUACGACUAGAUGACUUCGUCAAUGAGGGAACAAUACAGAAGAUAAUUAGAUCUGUAGGGUAUACAUGCGCCAAUUCACGAGCAAAAUAUGUAGCAGUUCAGGAGGAUCUCCCAGAAGGAUGGACUAUCAGCAACACACUCAGUAUGAUAGGAUUGGGCUCAAUCGCCCCGGGGGCAAAGAACGCGCCUCCUGUUAUUGACCCAGAGGUUGCGAAGGAGAUGUUUGCAAAACUACCAGGCAACGAAGCCGCAAUUCUACUAGCAACAUACGAUUUUGCCCAUGCAAACAAGCUAUUUUGCUUCAAUUUUGUAUCGCUACCAGCGGAAAAAGGUGCUGAAGCCCCUAUUGGCGCCUUUAUCUCACUCACCUCAUACUUACUACAACACGCCCAUUCCUCUGUCCGAACUAGCCUAUAUUCACAUCUAAACCUUCUUAUUUUGAGACUUCUGAUAGAAGAUCAGAUACUGUGCAAGCGGAUAUGUAGCGACGAGAGCAAAAUGUCCGUGAGACUAUGCCGGCAACGAUCGCCAUAUUUGCCCCCGGUAAGAGGGGAUAGAAUGCUAGCAGCGAGUAUCCUAGACACCAUGAUCGAUGGCAUCAACCACAACCUUCGACGGCGUCUUGAUGUAGACUUUUACAUCCUCUGUGUCGGUAUCAUCUUACGACUCAUAUCUCACCUAUCUCGUUCUCGAACUCGGCUUAACUAUCACUGGUCUGAGCUGUUCAGAUCUCUUCUGGCUCUCGUACGAUUUCUCAACACCUACACCUCUGAUUUGAAGCAUCUCAACAACAUCAACGUCCUUCUCGACGAUCUUGUGAACUUGAUCGCUUUAUCCCUCUCUGCAGGAGAGGCAUUUCUUCCAAGCCCUGCAUCUUAUGACGAUCUCUUCUACAAGCUGGUUGAAACUGGCGAAAUAUUGGUGAAAUUCCGCGACAAUUAUGACCUAGCAAAGCGACCGACGAGUUCCAUAGAAACGCUCAUUAGCGUGAAUACGCACUACAAGCAACUCUUAGAGGAUGGGGCUUCGAAGAGGGGAGGAAAACACUUGACAAAUGCCCAAGUAUCUGGGGUCAUCAAGCAGGGCUACGAGACUUUGAGCAUCCAAGCUAAAGAAGGGCUGGACAGCUGGGAGAGGUAUCGAGAAGCGGACAAGAAGGUGUUCUUAAAGAAGAUGUCAAAGGCAGCCGUUGCAGACGUCAAGACCUUGGUGAGUGAGAAUUGA
Lachnellula hyalina is the source of this 1884-nucleotide messenger RNA. RefSeq names its product UPF0668-like protein. Lineage: Eukaryota; Fungi; Ascomycota; Leotiomycetes; Helotiales; Lachnaceae. The transcript has 7 exons. The record is from RefSeq and is a predicted model, not a curated record. The coding region runs from base 1 to 1884 and encodes 627 amino acids. Gene Ontology annotation, cellular component: cytosol. Gene Ontology annotation, biological process: regulation of Golgi organization.